This is a messenger RNA of Cinclus cinclus, 756 nucleotides long. It is a transcript of the gene TNNI1, whose product is annotated as troponin I1, slow skeletal type. Gene Ontology annotation, cellular component: troponin complex. Lineage: Eukaryota; Metazoa; Chordata; Aves; Passeriformes; Cinclidae. Gene Ontology annotation, biological process: muscle contraction. The record is from RefSeq and is a predicted model, not a curated record.
AUGCAGUCAGGUUUUGCUGGAGCCGGCUGCUCGUCCCGUGUUUCACAGGGGAUGGAGCUGCUUCCCUCGGCCGACAGCGCGGGGCAGCACCGCACCUCGGCAUCGCUCCUCGCUGCCUUCUGCCUCUGUGUGCCUUUGGGACUGGCACCUUUGUAGCUUCUUUCCCUUUCUUUGGCAGGGAACAGCACACGCCGCGAUGCCAGAGCCAGAAAAUCCAAGAUCACAGCCUCACGCAAACUCUUGUUGAAGAGUUUGAUGCUGGCCAAAGCCAAGGAGGAGUGGGAUCAGGAGAUUGUGGACAAGCAGGCAGAGAAGGAGAGGUACCUGUCUGAGCGGGUCACUCCACUGCACACCAGUGGGCUCUCCUUGAGCCAGCUCCAGGACCUGUGCAGGGAGCUGCAUGAGAAGGUGGAAAUUGUGGAUGAGGAGAGAUACGACAUUGAAGCGAAAUGCAACCAUAACACCCGUGAGAUUAAAGAUCUGAAAAUCAAAGUUCUUGAUCUCCGAGGGAAGUUCAAGCGCCCUCCCCUGCGCCGGGUUCGUGUCUCAGCCGACGCCAUGCUCAGGGCUCUGCUGGGCUCCAAGCACAAGGUGUCCAUGGAUCUCAGGGCUAACCUGAAGUCUGUCAAGAAGGAGGACACAGAAAAGGAACGCCCUGUGGAAGUGGGAGACUGGCGCAAGAAUGUGGAAGCCAUGUCAGGCAUGGAGGGGAGGAAGAAGAUGUUCGAUGCUGCUAAGUCCCCCACGGGACAGUGA